UCUGAAAAAAUAAUAAAAACCAUGGAUGACAAAGAAGCAUAUAGAUGGAAUGAUAUUGAUUUCGACGAGGAGAUCGUUAUAUCUGGUAUUGCUGGCAGAUUUCCUGGUUCAGAUAACAUGAAUCAUUUACGAGAAAACUUAUUCAAUAAAAUUGAUCUCGUCAGAGCAGAUCAUGGCCGAUGGGAAAAAGAGCAUCCAGACUUACCAACGCGUAUGGGAACAAUUAACAAUUUGGAAAAAUUUGAUGCGGAUUUCUUUGGAUUAUCUUUCAAGCAAGCACACGUACUCAUGCCCGAAGGGAGAAUGUUUCUGGAACAUUCUUAUGAAGCAAUUAUCGAUGCAGGAAUUAAUCCAAAGCAAUUACAAGGAAAAAAUACUGCUGUGAUCAUAGGCACAUCUUAUGUUGAAGGACAAGAGAAAUUUCUAUAUGAGAAUUAUCAGUUAGACGAUUUUCAAAUCGUUGGAUGUAGCAAAUCUACAAUGGCAAAUGUGAUUUCGUACUACUUGGAUCUAAAAGGACCAUCUUAUACCGUUGAUACAGCAUGUAGUUCUAGUCUUUAUGCCAUGGCCCUUGGUUAUCAUUGUAUUAUGUCGGGAAAAUGCGAAGACGCGAUAAUUGGAGCUGGAAAUCUAUGUUUGCAUCCGAUUAUUAGUCUGCAAUACGCUCGUCUUGGUGUUUUAUCACCCGAGGGCUAUUGCAGACCUUUCGAUUCCAAUGGAAACGGUUAUUCGCGUAGCGAAGCAGUGGCAAUAGUAUAUCUUCAAAAGGCAAAAAAUGCAAAGAGAAUUUAUGCUAUAUGUCCACAUAUUAAAUUAAACAGUGACGGUUACAAAGAAGAAGGAAUAACAUAUCCAUCCUUGCUAAUGCAAAGUACUUUACUAAAGGAAUAUUACAAUGAAUGCGGAAUAUUGACAUCUUGCUUGGAUUACAUUGAAACACAUGGUACCGGUACUAAAAUUGGCGAUCCACAGGAAGUCACUGCUAUCUAUAACAGUUUGUGUAAAAAUAGAGAAACUCCAUUAAUGAUCGGCUCCGUAAAAUCCAAUCUUGGUCAUAGUGAACCUGCAAGUGCUUUUAUUCAAAUCGCUAAGACAAUAAUAGCCUUCGAAACUGGUUUUAUUCCACCAAACAUCAAUUAUAAAUCACCACGAGAUGAUAUAAAUGCCUUAAAAAAUGAAAAAAUCCAUGUCGUUCAAGAACCAACGCCCAUUACAAACGGUUAUAUAGGAAUAAAUUCUUUCGGUUUUGGAGGAGCCAACGCUCAUAUGUUAUUAAAAUGGAAUCGUAAACAGAAAGUUAAUAAUGGAGCACCGAAUGAUGAUUUACCUAGACUUGUCAUAUUAUCUGGACGCACUGAAGAAUCAGUGAAGUUGUUUUUAAACGAUGUUAGUAGACAUUUAAAAAACUCAUUUGAGAGUUUCAAAUAUUAA
Molecule: messenger RNA, 1431 nt
Organism: Acromyrmex echinatior (Panamanian leafcutter ant)
Lineage: Eukaryota; Metazoa; Arthropoda; Insecta; Hymenoptera; Formicidae
Product: fatty acid synthase-like
Biological process (GO): fatty acid biosynthetic process
Molecular function (GO): phosphopantetheine binding; oxidoreductase activity; 3-oxoacyl-[acyl-carrier-protein] synthase activity
Source: RefSeq, a predicted model, not a curated record